CCACAACUGGCAUCAAUUAUUGCCAAAGAAAAGCCCCCGGCAAUAACACAAUGAUCGAAGCUCAGAUAGAGAUCGCCGCCUCACCAUCACAGGUGCGGGAAGUCUUGCUCGACUUCUCCAAAUACCCAGAAUGGCAUACGAAUUUUGUCAAGCUACUCGAAUCAGAAGACAACACCAGGUCCCUUCAGUCCCUUGAACCAGGAGACAAAAUCAAGUGCGACAUUGAUGGGAUGCAGUUCACCGCUGAGAUCAAGGAGAAUUCCGACUCUUUAUACCAAUGGCAAGGACCUCCGGUUUUUGGCUUGAUUGCCGGUCUCCACAGUUUUCACAUGGAAUCCGCCAACAACGGGGCGUCGACGAUCUUCAAACAGACGGAGAAAUUCACAGGCCCUAUCUCGUUCCUCAUGACGCCCACGUUGCUGGGGAGGAAGAUGCUAGGCCAGUACAAUCAGUUCAAUCGGGAUCUAAAGACUCGAGUGGAAGCGAUGAAGUGA
This is a messenger RNA of Aspergillus heteromorphus CBS 117.55, 494 nucleotides long. Its product is annotated as SRPBCC domain-containing protein. NCBI's taxonomy places the organism in Eukaryota, Fungi, Ascomycota, Eurotiomycetes, Eurotiales, Aspergillaceae. Bases 51 to 494 code for a protein of 147 amino acids. The transcript is spliced from 3 exons. The record is from RefSeq and is a predicted model, not a curated record.